AUGAGGGCCAGAUUUGACAAAAAGAGAGCUUCUGGGUGCUCCUUGAGCUUGCUUUCCGGAUCAGACACGGUCAAACUUGUAGUCGGGCCAGGGCGGAAGCAUUUCUUCAUCCCGAGGAAGCUUCUCGCCUCGUGUCACUAUUUCCGCGAGCAGAUCGACAAUGCUCGACUGGACUUCGCCGACGGCCAGGCAAACCUCGUCAUCCGGCUUGAGGGCCAAUGUCCGGACAUGUUCGAGCUGUUCUCGUACUGGCUGAAUGAGCGAAAGGGUUUCGACAGAUACAUUGACGAAGCCGAAGUGGCAGGAUGCUGCGAGGAACUGCACUGGGAUCUCGUCAACCUGCACCUGUUCGCGGCGCAGAUCGACCUAAAAGCUCUUCAAGACCUCGCUAUGGACGCCAUACAAGACGUCUACCUUCGACGUAACUGGGAUGUCAAUCCAAAGCUCGUCAACUAUGUUUACACUGAUUGUGGGCCUGAGGAAAGCUACCGUCUCCGCAAAUGGAUCGUCGCCAUGAUAGCCUGGACGCUUGGUGGCGUCGACACCGACGGCAUAGCAGACAAGAUCAGCCUCCUGUUGAGAGAAUGCCCCGGCCUCAAGGGAGAAUAUAGAGAACACUUGAAGAAGAUGGCCGCAAGUCGACUUGAAACCAACUUCAAGAACCCACAACUUCGAUUGCCUUCCAACAAUCUCAGGAACGAAGAACGCCAGUUCGGCUUCCGCCAAUGUUCCUUCCAUACCCACAGCUACUGGGAAAUCAACCUGUUAUGGCGCCCCGAAGUCUUUGUGACACGGCAUCCUGCCCCAUGGGCGUGCGAACGGCGAGCCGACAAGCGCAAGUCCCGAGAACUACUCAUCAACGACUUCGGUUCCCAGUGGGCCAGACUGAAAGAAGCUCGCGAACGCAACGAAGCGGCCAUACGGCUCCGAUGCGAGAAAGAAAAGCCUGCGGCAAUGGAACCAUUUGAAUCAGAGCACAAGGCGGCGCAUGGUCCACUCUGCGAGAUGACGGCAUGCCGCCUCCGGCGCCUGCUCUUCCAAUUGAAGUCAGCACUCUACAGUCUUGCGUGGCUGGACAAGCAACGGGAGGCUGAACUCGACCGGCCCCACGGCGAGUACGAGGCCAAGCUAGACACGUUACUGCGGGAGAUGGACAACACCAUCGGCGUCAAUGAAGAGUUCGAGAAGUGCCGAUGGCGCGUCUCUUGCGAGAACAUUGCUUGCGCGCGGUAUGUGGAGGUUCUUGCACAGCUACGGCGGGAGAGGCCGAGGCAGCAGGAAGAGGACCUUGAUGGUCGGAUGCAUGGCGAUGCUCAACUUUGA
Anthostomella pinea is the source of this 1323-nucleotide messenger RNA. The record is from the annotation of a GenBank genome assembly. NCBI's taxonomy places the organism in Eukaryota, Fungi, Ascomycota, Sordariomycetes, Xylariales, Xylariaceae.